UGCGCCUCUCCAGAAAGUUCAGUGACUAUGGUAUGACAGUGCCCUGCAGCACCGAUGUUCGGGGACGCUUCCUCUCCCAUGUUGUGUCUGGCCCAGCAGCAGCCUCUGAGGGGAGUGCCGCAGUGGACAGGCCACCUGCACCACCGUCACACUCUGGUCACCCCCGGGUGGCCCGCAGCCCCCUGCGCCCAGAAGAAGCAGCCUGGCAGCUUGGCCGGGCAGGACGCUACUCCCUCUACUUCAACAUUACUGUUUUCGGGGAGGAACUGCACUUGCGCCUGCGGCCCAACCGGCGGCUGGUGGUGCCCGGAGCUUCCGCAGAGUGGCAGGAGGACUUCCAGGAGCUCUUCCGACAGCCUUUGCAGCUGGAGUGUGUCUACACUGGGGGUGUCACAGGCAUGCCAGGAGCAGCUGUCGCUAUCAGCAACUGUGACGGAUUGGCGGGCCUCAUCCGUACAGACAACACCGACUACUUCAUUGAGCCCCUGGAGCGGGGCCAGCAGGAGAAGGAGGCCAGCGGGAGGACACACGUGGUGUACCGCCGGGAAGUCAUUCAGCAGAAGUGGACAGAGCCUGACGGGGACCUUUACAAUGAAGCCUUUGGCCUGGGUGACUUUCCCAACCUGCUAGGCCUGGUGGGAGACCAGCUGGGUGACACGGAGCGGAAACGGCGACACGCCAAACCCGGCAGCUACAGCAUCGAGGUGCUUCUGGUGGUGGACGACUCAGUGGUACGCUUCCAUGGCAAGGAGCAUGUGCAGAACUACGUCCUCACCCUCAUGAACAUUGUGGAUGAGAUUUACCAUGACGAGUCCCUGGGGACCCACAUAAACAUUGCCCUUGUCCGCUUGAUCAUGGUGGGCUAUCGACAGUCCCUGAGCCUGAUUGAGCGUGGGAACCCCUCUCGCAGCCUGGAGCAGGUGUGUCGCUGGGCACACUCUCAGCAGCGCCAGGACCCCAGCCAUGCAGAGCACCAUGAUCACGUUGUCUUCCUCACCCGGCAGGACUUUGGGCCCUCAGGUAUGCAAGGGUACGCGCCUGUCACUGGCAUGUGCCACCCCCUGAGAAGCUGUGCCCUCAACCACGAGGACGGCUUCUCCUCGGCCUUUGUGGUGGCCCAUGAGACUGGUCACGUGCUCGGCAUGGAGCAUGAUGGUCAGGGGAACAGCUGUGCAGAUGAGACCGGCCUGGGCAGCGUCAUGGCACCCCUGGUGCAGGCCGCCUUCCACCGCUUCCACUGGUCCCGCUGCAGCAAGCUGGAGCUCAGCCGCUACCUGCCCUCCUAUGACUGUCUCCUCGAUGACCCCUUCGCGCCCUCCUGGCCCCAACCCCCGGAGCUGCCCGGCAUCGACUACUCAAUGGAUGAGCAGUGUCGCUUUGACUUUGGUACUGGGUACCACACCUGCUCUGCGUUCACGACCUUUGAGCCCUGCAAGCAGCUAUGGUGCAGCCACCCUGACAAUCCGUACUUCUGCAAGACCAAGAAGGGGCCCCCGCUGGACGGGACUGAGUGUGCACCAGGCAAGUGGUGCUUCAAAGGUCACUGCAUCUGGAAGUCCCCAGAGCAGACUUAUGGUCAGGAUGGAGGCUGGAGCUCCUGGACCAACUUCGGGUCAUGCUCACGGUCAUGUGGAGGUGGGGUGCGAUCCCGUAGCCGAAACUGUGACAAUCCCUUCCCAGCCUACGGAGGCCGCAUGUGCUCAGGACCCAUGUUCCAGUACCAGGUCUGCAACAGCGAGGAGUGUCCAGGGCCCUACGAGGACUUCCGGGCCCAGCAGUGUGCCAAGCGCAACUCCUACUACAUCCAUCAGAACACCAAGCACAGCUGGAUGCCCUAUGAGCCUGAGGACGACGCCCAGAAGUGUGAGCUGAUUUGCCAGUCGGAGGACACAGGGGACGUGGUCUUCAUGAACCAGGUGGUCCACGAUGGGACACGAUGCAGCUACCGGGACCCCUACAGCGUCUGUGCCCGAGGCGAGUGUGUGGACACCCCUUGGUCCUCAACAUAGCCCUGGGAUGCUGGAAAGGGGUUAUUGCUCAGCCCCAUUUAAGAGGAGAGGAGUGGGCCAGUUUUAAGACCCUUCCCAUGUCACAUGUGAGUUUGUGGCAGAGCCCCAUCCAGGAAGGCCUCUUGGUCCAGGGUCCUCUCGUGUCUGGGGCUUGGGGACCAGGGAGGGAGUUGUAGGCUGCUGACCCCAGCGUGGUGAUAGGGGCAUGGGAACCUCCUCCCACUGACCCCACC
Hipposideros armiger (great roundleaf bat) is the source of this 2242-nucleotide messenger RNA. RefSeq names its product ADAM metallopeptidase with thrombospondin type 1 motif 14 (gene ADAMTS14). Lineage: Eukaryota; Metazoa; Chordata; Mammalia; Chiroptera; Hipposideridae. The transcript has 13 exons. Gene Ontology annotation, molecular function: metalloendopeptidase activity. Bases 33 to 2009 code for a protein of 658 amino acids. Gene Ontology annotation, biological process: proteolysis; extracellular matrix organization. The record is from RefSeq and is a predicted model, not a curated record. Gene Ontology annotation, cellular component: extracellular matrix.